UUUAACAUUGUAAACAAAAAUGAAAGUGAGAAAAAAGCAAAACGGUACGAAAAUCAGCGACAUGUUGAGCGAUUUCGAUGAUAGGGCCAAGGGAUGUUUUUUAAAAAGCGAAGAAUUCGGAGAUCUGAGCGACCAUAUAUUAAGCGGCAGAGAUGCCCUCAUAAAAGAAGAAAAUUUUAGCACCGUGGACCAGUUGGACAUAAUGGAUAUAAGUGUUAGUAACUUCCAGUUCGCUACGUUCAAUAAGAUGGAGUUGGAAGGCUUAGAUAUUAUAAAUGAAAACGAUUUUAUCGAAAAAGAUGAAUUAUUUCAUACAGAUUUAGUGAGUAACGGUAGCAGAGACUUGGAAGAAGUUAAUUCCUUCGAGGGCGUAACUUUAUCAUUGCCUAAAGACAUCGAGGACAGUAGUAACAAUACUCCCAAGGAAGUGACUGAAAAUCUGGAUGACGCGGCUCAGAAACUAAGCAAAAGGGCACAGAAACGAAAGAAGCAGCUAGAGGAGUCGAAACCGCAAUGUCCAGUCCGAACUACUGCAAGGCAUUUUACCAAAAUGUUUGAUUUUUUCGAGGCCAAUCCCGGGUUGGCAACUGGGCAGCUGCCAAAAAUUAAUUAUAGAAAAAAGUGGCGCGAUUUGACUGAAAUCUUAAAUCAACAGGGAAUAGGAGAGAAAACUACUGAGAAAUGGCAAAAGACGUGGAGCGACUACAAGCUACAUUUGAGAAAAAAAUUGUCGGGCAUAAAGCGAAGCGGUAAAGCUCUGGAUGUGCCAAAUCAGUUCACCGAACAAGAUAAAAGAGCACUGAUUAACAUGGGAGUUUCACUAUGUGAUGAACUGUCUAUAAAGAAACGCUUUAAUCCGGACUCAAUAGAAAGUGAAGACUCUUCCUCACAUUCCGCCACAACAUUGCAGGCCGUCAACAUUCCAACUCAACCCGUUCAGAACGGUAACAUUCCCACAGUUACUCACGAAGUAAAUUUCAGCACGGCCGGCCCUAAGAAACGACCCAAAUUCAACAAACAGCAAAGACAGAGGAAAUUAGCUGAAAGGCGUAGAAAGGUCCAGAGACUGCGCCAGUUUAGGGCAAAGACGGCAGAGUAUCAAAUGAAGAGUCUGGCGGAACUGCGUUCACUGCGUUCGGUCCUGGAUAAGGGACUGAAUAGAAUCGGCGAUGUUUUGGAGAGAUUGGUCAGGAAUUCCGAAUCCAACGCAUCGGUCGCCACCAAUUUGGCAGAGACCGCUGCUCAGAUCGCCACCACGGCUACUAGUUUCGCCAAAAUCAUCACCGGAUUCGAUAAUAAGCACAGCAAUACUCAACUUUAAAUGUGAUUUUAGGUAUUUUCCGGUCGCCUCAUCACCUAGAAGUAACGUUUACCAAAACGCGGUAAUAAUUGUGAAUGCUUCGAAUUUGAGGGCUCGGUCGCAUUCUGUGUUAUGUGCUUGUUUCGUCAAGAUUGUUCUAAUGAUUUAUCCAUCGAUUUUAAGAGAGUGUAAUUUUGAAAACGCAUGCAGUAGAACCUCGAUGUGGCGGUGGCUAGAAAUUUAUUUUAUUUUUAAAAAUGUUUUUUAUUUGAAUAUGUAGAGAUUUAACUUUUAAUUUUUUUUUUUUUUGAUUAAGUAUUUCUGCCACAAAAGAAAGAAAGAAUUUUAAAGAAAUAACCUUUUGCACCAAAAUGAUCAGUCGGUUCAUUUCACAAAUUUAGUUUUGCCUAACCAGAAGUGUGUCACUGACAUAAUAGAUAAUUCUUCUCGUUACAAUAAUCCAACUAAAUAAUAGUAAAAAUAAUAACAAUUUAACACAGUUUAUGUUUCGAAAGGCUCUAUUUUUGUCAUUAAUACUUCUGUUCUCAAAUUUGUCCUUUAAGUCAAUUUUUCUCACUGAGAAAGUAAAUAAUUCGAAACUCUCUAUUUUUAAAACAUUUAUUUUUAAAGUUUACAAACACCAGUUUCAAAUUCAGUGUUCCACACAUUGAAUUUUUUUUCCAUGAAACCGUGUAAUUAUAACAAUCUAUUGAAUUCAAAUCAGGACUUCUAGAAGAUCAUAAAAUUCAAUUAUCCGUGAACGAUCCGGUUUCGUAAGGAGGGGCUAGUCGAGAUUCUACUGCAAUUGAUUUUUCAGAAUAUUUUGAAAACCUGAGAAAUUUAUGUGAUAUUCCUUUGCAGCGAAUGAUUUUUGUUUGUAACGGGAAUAAGUUUCCUUUCAGAAUAAUUUUUUGUUUUCAAUAAACUGUAAUGUUCGCUGCUCGUAAGGUAAACACAGCUUUUAGGCUGCACGGCGAUGUAUAGCGUUAAGUGUCUAAUAGUCAAUUUGUGUGAUCAACGAAUUUCAUCUGUUCAUUGUUUAAAGGUUUUAACUAAUCAUGGAAAUUGUCAAUGUCUCACCGUUUAGAUAGAUAGAUGUUUACAAACUGUAAAUCUGUCAAUCGGACCAGAUGAAGGUGCAGAUUGUGAAGAUUGCAACAAACUUUUUUAGCUCUGCUAUUUAUUUAUUAUUUCGGUUUAACAUUGAAUGGGGGUCGUAUUAUUUGAUUGUGUUUGACUGCCAUGCUGAAAAAUAAAUUAUAAAUAACUGCAUUAAAAGAAUCGGUCAAAAAGUUGAUUUUUACUCUAACUUGAAAUAUCUUGUACUGAGAGUGUAGAUAAUUCUUUACGACACAAUAAUCACUAUAACACAUUUUAUGUUUUGAAAAGCUCUGUUUUCAUUAUUCAUUCCCAAAUUUGAUAUUUAGUCGGUUUAAUAAUAAGCUGUGGCACACUUUUUUUUUGUCAAAUCUAAUUUUUCUGAAUUGGUAUACAUGUUAUUUCAUUCCAUACAGAAAUUUAACAAUGAGGACACACAAACACACUGUACCGUCACUAAAAACUUCAAUUUAUUUUUUUGAGUACCUGGUGCCCUGUUGUCACAUCGGGUGCAUUGAUAUUAUGUAGUUCACCUAAACUAGGUCACUAUCAGAGGUGGUUGACAUUGAACUUCAUAAACUAAAGACACAGUUUUAAAAAUAAUAAUAAGCGCUUUGUGUUAAAAUCUUGAAAUAAUUUUGAAAAAUGUUUGGAAUCUAUCAGAUUAGUAAGUAAUUUUAUUUAUUUUUUUUAUUAUGUACGUUUUAUAUUCGAAGUUUGAUCUGCAUUGACAAAAAAAAUAUGAUGACAUAAUAAUAAUGUAUCAAAAAGUCGUAGAAAAGCAAUAUGCUUUUCACAUAAUUGGUUUGAAGAGGUAAUUUCAAGCGCCACUGAUAUAAUCGUGCACAUACAACUAAGACGAAAGUUUAAAAAAUGAGUUGUAAUUUGAUUAUUUAUUUGAUUUAAAGAAAAUUAAUAUGUAUCAGAUUCGUUUUCUGAGAAACAUACUAUUCAUUACCCCCACUUAAAACUACACCAUGUAUAUCUUAUCUAUUCAUAGUUAGAAGCCUUAUAUGAAUUUUUUAAAUUUCUUGCCAAUGUGUUAAAAAAACUAAGCAGUUAUAUUUGAACGUUCCUAAUUGAGAUCUCAUUAGCAUUAAGGUGGAAUAUGGUAAGCGUUUCUCUAUAUGGGAUCUGUUUGAACCUUGUUUUAUUUUAUCAUUUUUGGUCUUAUCUGAUACUUCAGUUGAAAUUGUAUCGCACAUUUUGGAAUUUUUUUUUUAUUCAA
Molecule: messenger RNA, 3626 nt
Organism: Anoplophora glabripennis (Asian longhorned beetle)
Lineage: Eukaryota; Metazoa; Arthropoda; Insecta; Coleoptera; Cerambycidae
Exons: 4
Coding region: 20-1321 (433 amino acids)
Source: RefSeq, a predicted model, not a curated record